CUCUUGUCAAUGUGGUAAUUUCGAUCUUGUUUAGAAAAUAUUGGCUUUAUUUACGACUUUUAUUUACUUAUAUUAUAAUAAAUUAAGCACAUUCCAACCAUUUCAUGUGACCAAAUUUUAAUACCUCAUUGGACAGUAAAAUAUUAGUGCGCGGGAUCUUCAAGUGGCUGCACGGCGAUCGUUUCGGGCAAUGGAGGCGAUGGAUAUACAGGCGGUGGAAUCGAAAUUGAGUGAUGUUACGGUGACCGCGAUACCCAUGACUAGUAAGAACGUGCACAAGGAUGUUGGACACAGUGGGAACAGCCAUGCAACAAUAUCCACGGUACCUGCAGCUUCACCUUCGUCGAUCGGAAAAGAUAAAGAUAACGGUAUGUCAAAAUACAACUCCACUUUUAAACAAGUAUGUUUUAGAACUAAGUUGCAAUGGGAGACGGGAUACAGCGCGGACUCUGUGGAGUGGUGUCCGGUGUCGCCAUACAACAACGUACUCGUCUGCGGCACAUAUCAAUUGGAUAAAAAGGAUGAAGGUCAGCAAGAUAAAAAGCAAACACGUCGCGGUAGAAUAUAUUUAUUUAUCGUCAAUGAGUAUCAUCAGCAAGAGCUAUUUCCCGCGCAAUCGAUUGACACGGCGGGAAUACUGGAUCAGAAAUGGUGUAACCACACUAUUGGAGGUUACCCUAUUUUGGGCGUUGUUACUUCUGAAGGCAAAAUACAAUUAUACAAGCUGUAUGAUACUGAUGGUUUACAAUUAAAGUUAUGGAUAGAAGUAUCCUUCGGUCAAGACGUCCUCGCCCUAUCAUUGGAUUGGUCAAGUAAUAAGACUAGGGUAGAAGAGCCAAUUAUUGUCGUCAGUGACUCCGCGGGACAUGUAAGGGUACUGAAAUUGACAGGAGACAGUUUGAAGGAAUUGUAUGAUCAAAAAUCUCAUGGAUUCGAAGCCUGGGUGGCUGCUUUCAAUUAUUGGAACACAGACGUAUUUUAUAGUGGAGGUGAUGAUUGUAUAUUCAAAGCUUACGAUUUGCGAGCGCCAAACGCAGUAGUAAGCAAUCGUCGGCACGAGGCAGGAGUGACGGCUAUUAGAAGCGACGUUGUCACCGAACAUAGAUUACUGACUGGCAGUUAUGAUGAAAAAGUGCGUUUAUGGGACGCGAGGAAUUUAAAAUGUUGCAUUACUGAUGAAAAUGUAAACGGUGGAGUUUGGCGACUUAAAUGGCAUCCAUACAACAACAGAGUAGUGUUAGCUGCCUGCAUGUAUGGAGGUUUUCGUCUGUUACGUGUUGAUAAAGAAAUAUCAGUGAUAGGUGAAUAUUUAGAGCACGAAAGCAUUGCUUAUGGCGCGGACUGGAAGAUCGAGAAGGAAUCGUUGAUGGUUGCAACUUGUUCCUUCUACGAUUGUAAGUUACAUGUCAGUGAAAUUGUUUUAAAAUAA
This is a messenger RNA of Papilio machaon (common yellow swallowtail), 1429 nucleotides long. RefSeq names its product diphthine methyltransferase. Lineage: Eukaryota; Metazoa; Arthropoda; Insecta; Lepidoptera; Papilionidae. The transcript has 7 exons. The record is from RefSeq and is a predicted model, not a curated record. Gene Ontology annotation, molecular function: protein binding. The coding region runs from base 191 to 1429 and encodes 412 amino acids.